UUUUUAUAUUAUGGUAGCAAGUGACAACGGGUGGCAAACAAUUUAGUUGCGAAUAUAUUCUUUUGCCUAUAUAAGAAGUAAAAAACUGUGUAAAACUCAUUUAUUCCUAUAUUAUCCAUCAUAUUCUCUUUUUAUGAGGAGUUUUCUAUUCCAUAUGUGCUGACUACACAAUUUAUCAAAUUAUGGACGGAAUGCCCGGAAGUGAGGUUGGCCCACCUCCACCUAUGAUGUUGGACUCGCAGCAGCUGCGACACAUGGAGCAGCAGGAAAUUCAAAAGCAACUAGCAAGCGUGCCAUCCCCUAUGAGUAUGCCGCCUCCCCAAAUGAUGGGAAUUCCACCACCUCCGAUAUCGAACCCAAACAAUUUUCCUCAAAUGGAACCUCAAAAACCGCCUCUCCCUAGCCUCUUGACACUCAAAAUUACACCUCCGACUGAUCUUCCUAAUCCUAAUCAACCUGAACAAGGAGAAAAGGUAUCAGAUCCAAGCAACAUGAAGUUACCUGCAGCUCUCGAGCAGGCGUUGGCCUUCAAAAACGAGAGAGUCAGAGAACUCGGUGAGUUUGAUCCAAAUGAUCAAAUGAGUACUAAUAUUCCUCGCGAGACAAUCAUUCCAGAUGAUAUUACUGGUUUGGAUGAUUUACUUCCUGAUCCUGAAAUUACUUCCGAGAAAAUGGAUACGCGGUCUAGCAAGAUUAAAAAGAAGAAAAAGAAGAAGAAGAAAAAACACUCCGUUGAACAGAAAGAGUUUGAUGAGAGCACAAAAGAAUCAUCCAGCGAUUCAAAGUCAAAAGAAAAUAUGCCAGAAAUUGAAUAUAUACAAGAAAUUCCUGGAAUUCAAGAUUUGGAACCGAUGUAUCGGCAAUUUGCGAGGGUUUUUGAGGCCUUUAAACUCACAGAACCUGAACCUCGUCCUGCGGAUGAUAAGGGAGAAUUAAUUGGUCAGUAUCCACCUAUUUCGGCUACUCCGGCCUCAAUGCUUUCCAGCAAGGUUCCUCUAAUAGAUGAAUUUGAUGAUGAUGCUGGCGGGCAGCAGCAGCAACAGGGCCUCGGUGAAAAUGGAGCUCCAAGAUUGUCUAAACGAAAGCUGAAGAGGUUGACGAGGCUGAGUGUUGCAGAACUAAAGCAACUUGUAGGACGGCCAGACGUUGUUGAAAUGCACGAUGUCACUGCCAGGGACCCAAAACUUUUAGUGCAAUUAAAAGCGCAUAGAAAUACAGUACCAGUGCCUCGGCACUGGUGCUUCAAGAGAAAAUAUCUACAGGGAAAACGGGGUAUUGAAAAGCCACCGUUCGAUUUACCAGAUUUUAUCAAACGGACAGGAAUUACUGAAAUGCGCGCAAGUUUGCAAGAGCGUGAUGAUACGAGAACUUUAAAGGCAAAAAUGAGGGAACGUGCACGACCAAAAAUGGGGAAAAUAGAUAUCGAUUACCAAAAACUGCAUGAUGCCUUUUUCAAAUGGCAGACAAAACCAAGGAUGACCAUACACGGUGAUCUUUAUUAUGAAGGAAAGGAAUUCGAAACUCGACUUAAAGAAAAAAAACCUGGAGAAUUAUCCGAUGAGCUGCGAACAGCUUUGGGAAUGCCGAUUGGUCCCAAUUGCCAUAAAGUGCCACCACCUUGGCUAAUUGCUAUGCAGCGUUAUGGUCCUCCUCCGAGUUAUCCAAACCUCAAAAUUCCAGGUUUGAACGCCCCCAUUCCGGAAGGUUGUGCUUUCGGAUACCACGCUGGAGGAUGGGGAAAGCCACCAGUAGACGAAAAUGGCCGACCUCUCUACGGAGAUGUUUUCGGAAUAGCUCGCGCACCAGGAAGCGACGCUUUAGAUGAAGACGUCGACCGCGGACUUUGGGGCGAACCUGAAUCCGAAUCAUCAGGAGAGGAAGAUGACGAUGAGGAUGAUGAAGGCGGCGAAGGCGAAGGGGAUAUGAAAGAAGGUGAAGGUGAUGUUAGUGGUCUUGUCACUCCAGGUGCCGAGGGUCUCAUCACCCCAAGCGGUAUAGCAUCAAUCCCUGCUGGUCUCGAGACUCCAGAGACAAUUGAGUUACGAAAAAAGAAAAUAGAGAGCGAAAUGGAAGGUGGAGAUACUCCCGCUUUGUAUACAGUCCUUCAGGAGAGAAGAACAGAGGGACUUGGAAGUAGCAUGAUGGGUAGUACUCAUGUCUAUGAUAUGACUGGUGCUGGUGGCCAGGCACCACCUUCAGUUCUUGCUGCAAGACGUGGAAUUAGCGGUACAUCGACAGAUACCAGAGAAAAAGAUGGAACCGUAGAACUGGCGCUGGAUCCCAGUGAAUUAGAUCUUGAUUCGGAAACUAUGGCUUCACGUUAUGAAGAAUCAAUGCGUUCCAAGCACGGGCACAGAAGAGAAGAUUUAUCUGACAUGCUUCAGGAUCACGUCCAAAGACAAAAGAGCAAGCGGAAAAGGCAACAAAACACAGACAGCAAAUCCUCAAAGAAAUACAAGGAAUUCAAGUUUUAAAUACUUUCGUUUUUUUAUUAUUUCACUUUAUGAAAGAAGCCGUGCACGGCGAUUGGUAGAGUCUAAUGAAAGUUUGAGAAAGGUUUGAACUGUUAACGAAAUUGGUAUGUCAACUAAAACGUAAUGCAACAGUAUGUUUAUUGAAUUUACAUAUAGGAUAUUAAAUUAUCAUACAAUAGAA
Belonocnema kinseyi is the source of this 2655-nucleotide messenger RNA. RefSeq names its product splicing factor 3B subunit 2 (gene Sf3b2). NCBI's taxonomy places the organism in Eukaryota, Metazoa, Arthropoda, Insecta, Hymenoptera, Cynipidae. The record is from RefSeq and is a predicted model, not a curated record. The transcript has 5 exons. The coding region runs from base 183 to 2474 and encodes 763 amino acids. Gene Ontology annotation, cellular component: nucleus; U12-type spliceosomal complex; U2-type spliceosomal complex. Gene Ontology annotation, biological process: mRNA splicing, via spliceosome.